GCAAAACUUUAGUGCCUCGAGAAAUUAUCGAAAUUUCGAUAUCUCGACGCCCAGAACCAGCAUUUAUUUCUCAAUACCUGAGAAAUAGAGAUGUCGAGAGCACCGGCCGUUAAGAGGCGCAAGCUGUCGCCGCAGCCUGGCGAGAGUGAAAGUAGGGCCGAGAGAGCGGAAUUGAAGAAGAAGUCGACGAAGGCUUUCUACGACCAAGCCUCGAGCUGGGAUUUAGAGCAGGAUUAUGAGACGAGGCCGAGGAAGGGGGGGAAGAAGGAUAAGGAGAACACGAGGUUGCCAAUUAAAACCGCAGAUGGCAUGGUCCAGGAGCUUGAGGUGGCAGAGGAAGAUGACGAGAGCGAUCUUGCUUGGUUGAGCGAGGGCGAGUCGGAGCCAGAGGAGAAGCCGGAGAAGGAGAAGAAGCCGGAGAAGCCAAUGCGACAGCAGAUCAUGGAGGCAAAGGAAGAGCUUGCAAAGAUUGCGCUGCUGCUGAACGAGGACCCGGAAGAGAAUGCCGCGGCGUUCAAGACCUUAGCUGCGAUCGGGCAGUCCAAGACUACGACUAUAAAAAAGCUGGCGCUCGCGACGCAGCUGGCUAUUUAUAAAGAUAUCAUUCCCGGGUACAGGAUACGACCGCUCAACGAGGAUGAUAUGGAGACGAAGGUGUCGAAGGAGGUACGGAAACUACGAGCCUACGAACAGGCGCUCGUGGGAGGGUAUCAGGCAUACAUUAAAGAGCUGGCGAAGCUCGCACAGUCUGGGAAGGGAGGAUGGUCUAGAGAUGGUGGGCCGAGCUUGGGCAGUGUCGCUAUUGCCUGCGCCUGCACGUUACUUACAUCGGUGCCGCAUUUCAAUUUCAGAGGCGAGCUGUUGAAGAUCUUGGUUGGGAAGUUGAGCACGCGAAAGAUCGAUGCGGACUUUGUCAAGUGCCGUGAGACGAUUGAGACUCUCUUCCGCGAUGAUGAAGAUGGAACUCCUUCUCUGGAUGCCACGGCCCUCCUCACAAAGAUGAUGAAGGCUCGUGGAUACCGUGUCGACGAAUCCGUCCUCAACACCUUCCUCCACCUCCGCCUCCUCACCGAGUUCUCUUGGAAAGCAAGCACGAACCACAUCGACCGACCAUCCAAGGCCGAGGGCGGUUUCGAAGCCGCCAACCAGCUCAAAGCCAAGCGUGUCUUCCGCACCAAGAAACAGCGAAAGAUUAUGAAGGAGCAGAAAGUCAUCGAGAAGGAAAUGGUCCAGGCAGACGCAACCGUCUCGCACGAGGAGCGCGACAGGAUGCAAGCCGAGACCCUAAAGCUCGUCUUCGUGACCUACUUCCGCAUCCUGAAGAUCCGCUCCCCGAACCUCAUGGGCGCCGUGCUCGAGGGCCUAGCCAGCUACGCCCACCUCAUCAACCAGGACUUCUUCGGCGACCUCCUGGAGGCGCUCAAGGACCUAGUUGGACACGCCGAGACGGGCGAUGACCUUGACAUGACUAACGAGGAUGAUACCGUACCUGACGACUACGACGAGGAGACAACCCGCAACCUCACCCGCGAAGCCCUGCUCUGCAUCAUCACCGCCUUCGCGCUUCUCGAGGGCCAAGACGCCGCUAAGGCAAAGACAACCCUCUCCCUCGACCUCUCCUUCUUCAUCACCCACCUCUACCGCACCCUCCACGCCCUCGCGCUGAACCCCGACAUCGAGCUCAGCUCCAAGUCGCUGCGCCUACCCGACCCCAACGCCCCGCACCAGAGCACCAAAGACAACAAAGUCAACGUGCACACGACCACCGUGCUGCUGCUGAAAUCGCUGUCGUCGGUGCUGGUGCCUAAGCAGGGCGCGCGCGCGGUGCCGCCCCUCCGCGUGGCGGCGUACACGAAGACGCUGUUCACGAGCACGCUGCACCUGCCGGAGAAGUCGGCGGUGGCGAUGAUGGGGCUGCUGGGGAAGGUGAGCAAGACGCACGCGACGAAGGUAAGGUCGCUGUGGAAUACGGAGGAGAGGAGGAUGGAUGGAGUGUUUGAGGCGCUCGCGGGGGAGGUGGAGGGGAGUAACCCGUUUGCGGCUACGGUGUGGGAGGGGGAGUUGCUGAGGAAGCACUUUUGUCCGGGGGUUAGGGAGGGGUUGAAGGCUGUGGAGAAGGAGGUUGUGGGGAGUAAGUGAUGGGUUGGGGUCGUGGCGAGGAGUGAAGGGAUGGGUUAGUUUUACAUAUGAUAUGUAGUUGGGUAAACCAGCGCCAGUUGCCCUACAUUCCAGCUUCAAAUGUGUGAGGCGCCAAGUUUAUUUGCGAGAUCCUGUCAAGAGUAAGAGCGGAAGCAGUGACGCGUGGUUAUGGCUUUGGGGGCUCGGGAGUGCGCGCAUGAUCUUCGCCGGUUCUAGGUCUUUCUCGGCGGCAUUCCUGGGAGCGGCCCCUUUUCGGGGAUUACGCACUCGUGAGUGCAUAUUAAGAGAGAAUAACAAAUCGGAAAUGCUGAACCUGCAGGUUCGGGAAAGGGCAAUGAAAGUUUCGAGUGAAUCAAAUAGAUGGAAAACAAAUAUGGUGACUAGGGAGUCGUGACGUACAGUAUUUUCAUCUCCCCCGCAAGCCUUAUCUUCAGGAGUUGGGCAGUAGAUUAAUAUACUCUGAAAAGACUAUUUCACAUACUAUUUUGCCCCCUCUAUUGAAUAUUUUAAAAGGGUCCACCGUGGUGAAUAUCUCGAACAAAGAGUUUGCUGAGAGGUUGGCAGUUUUCACCCUGCUGCAGGUGCUGGUACAGUCUUCCUCGCUAAAGCCUUCUCAGCGUUGGAGCUCGUAAUGUCGCACCCCUUCUUCCACGCCGCCAACCCCAACGCGUUAUAUGUCCCCGGCUACGCAUCUGUACGAUUACUGGACUGGCAGUGAAUAGUUCUAAGUAUUAACCCAUCCAUCAAGUUAUGCUGCCCUCGACUAACACCCGUGCAGACGUUGCGAAAACACGGCGGCGAG
Messenger RNA from Pseudogymnoascus destructans, 2941 nucleotides. RefSeq lists its product as uncharacterized. Gene Ontology annotation, biological process: DNA replication initiation. The transcript has 2 exons. Gene Ontology annotation, cellular component: nucleolus. The coding region runs from base 91 to 2139 and encodes 682 amino acids. Gene Ontology annotation, molecular function: chromatin binding. Lineage: Eukaryota; Fungi; Ascomycota; Leotiomycetes; Thelebolales; Thelebolaceae. The record is from RefSeq and is a predicted model, not a curated record.